AUGUCAAGCAACGCAAGUACACUUACUAGCAACAACAAACCAUCGCCCACAGCCAACACCAAACCGAAUCGAUUGCCAGCGCCGACGCUCUUCGUCGGCCCACCAUCUCGCAAUGCCUCACAGCUCUCCAUCGCCCGGACCGCAACGCACGACUCGACUCUGAACAAGACAAGGGAUACGCUCAAUCGCCAGAAAUCCGCGCUCUCGCGUCCCUACCACCCCGAUGCAGAGACCAAUACCGGCGAUGGCGAUGCUCCGAACCCGAGCAGCAAUCUGCCCCCUCUCAAGAAGGCCAGUGAGAAGGCUGUCGAGGCGAAAUGGAAAGAGAUGCAGAGUACACUGAACGAAGUGGAAUUGACGGCUCAGAGCUCCACACACGUCUUUGGCGAGAGCCAUGCUGCUGCUCUGGACGACCUACGACGAGCACAGGUUGAGCUCGCAAGAGCAUGGGGACGAGGGAACGAGAGACAAGCGGAUGCGGCGGAGGACCUGGAACUGAACAUCAAUCGGUUCAAGGGUGCAGAGGAUAUCGCCUUGGAUAGGUCGAGCGCGCAUUCACGGCGACAGAGGGCGGAUACCGCGGCGAGUACAUCUACGGCGCUGUCGGAUGAGAGCACGAGUGUGAGGAGCGAUGUCACGAGUCGGAGCGGGAGGAGUCAGUUGGAGGAUGAGACUGCGGCGGAUAUCAAGCUGGCUAGUGAACGGCGGGCGGCUAAUGAGGCGUAUUUCAAGAAGGUGGAUAGUGGGGUGAAGGAUGUUGUUGCGAAGCUGGCUGUUGUUGCGGAGGCUAUGAGGGGGGUGGAAGGGGAGAGUAGGAGUUUGUGGAGUUCGUCUACUGAGAGGACUGAGAUGACGGCUGAGGAGGAGCAUAGACCAAAGUCGAAGGGGAAGAAUUCUGCCAGUUGA
Molecule: messenger RNA, 906 nt
Organism: Zasmidium cellare ATCC 36951
Lineage: Eukaryota; Fungi; Ascomycota; Dothideomycetes; Mycosphaerellales; Mycosphaerellaceae
Exons: 1
Coding region: 1-906 (301 amino acids)
Source: RefSeq, a predicted model, not a curated record